Molecule: messenger RNA, 1368 nt
Organism: Zophobas morio
Lineage: Eukaryota; Metazoa; Arthropoda; Insecta; Coleoptera; Tenebrionidae
Exons: 1
Coding region: 1-1368 (455 amino acids)
Molecular function (GO): nucleic acid binding; RNA-DNA hybrid ribonuclease activity
Source: RefSeq, a predicted model, not a curated record
AUGAAACCAGUAGUCUCAGCGUUACGCUCUUCGGGCGUCCUCUGUGUCAACUACUUGGACGAUUUCAUGAUUUUAAGUGAUUCUUUCACAGAAUGUACCAGGCAAACCACUCGUACAGUGAACCUACUGAACUCGUUAGGGUUUAUAAUCAACCGUGAGAAAAGCAACCUACACCCCAACACAUACUGUCGUUAUUUAGGGUUUUGCUUCAAUAGCCUAAGUCUAAAACUCGAAUUGCCGGUGGUUAAAAAACACAACAUUAGAAAAUGGGCACUUUAUUUCCAAAAUAAACCAGGUUGCAAAAUUCGAUUAUUUGCUAAAUUCAUCGGUAUCUUAGUAGCGGCUUGUCCAGCUGUCGAGUAUGGUUGGCUGUAUACCAAAUCCUUCGAACGCCACAAAUUCCUCGCUCUAUUGGCAAACAACGGUAAUUAUGAGGCGAUGAUGGUCUUACCGCAAAGUUUAAACGAGGAUCUACUAUGGUGGGAGAGAAACAUUUCCUCUGCCUCAAACAGCCUGGAACAGGGAUCCUUUGCUGUGGAAAUUUUUACCGAUGCGUCCUUGACUGGCUGGGGCGUCUAUUGCAACAAAGAAAAAACGCAUGGCUACUGGUCGGCUGCGGAUCGCUCCCACCACAUUAAUUAUUUGGAACUGCAGGCGAUAUUUUAUGGCUUAAAAUCGUUUGCUAAAACUCGCUCCAAAUGUAGAAUCUUAAUUAGGUGCGAUAACACAACCGCAAUUUCCUACAUUAACAGAAUGGGGAGCAUUCAACAUCCACAACUGAAUGCCCUAACUAGAGACAUAUGGCAGUGGUGCGAAUCAAGGCAAUUACACUUAUUUGCUUCUUAUAUCAGCUCGCAGAAUAACUUCGAAGCAGAUAGAGAGUCUCGUCAGCUACCACUCGACACAGAGUGGACUCUUUCAGACUCUGCUUUUAGUUGCAUCGUAUCCACAUUUGGCUCCCCGACGAUCGAUUUAUUCGCAUCCAAAUUAAAUCAUAAAUGCAGGCGAUACGUCUCUUGGCUGAGGGAUCCAGACUCGGUAGCAGUGGAUGCCUUUACACUUAGUUGGAGCGACCUCUAUUUUUACGCCUUUCCUCCGUUUAACCUAAUUCUGCGAACACUCAACAAAAUCGUCCACGACAAUGCUGUUGGUAUUCUGGUGGUUCCAUGGUGGCCAACUCAACCAUGGUUCCCACUUUUUGUACAAUUGUUGGUGCAAGACACCAUAACUUUCGAACCUGACCCAAACUUAUUGCUAUCUCCAUUUAGGGAGCACCAUCCACUAGCCAAGACCCUUACCCUGGCUGCCGGUCUAUUAUCGGGGAAGCGUACCGCAGGAAAAACCUCCCUUCCAACGCCAUCUCCAUAA